UACUUUUGAGUUAAAGAGUAGUCUAGUUAUAGAAUUGUCAAUUACUUGAAAGUGUAAUAGAAAUACUGAGUCAAAUCUGAUGGGUGUCUAAAAGUAGUUGGUCUAUGAAACAAACUUUAUUGAUGCUAAUGAUAAUAGCUGCUGCUAACUGGAUGGUUUGCAUUUUCUAAAGAAAUUGUGCUGCAGAUGGAUGGAAAUCACAAAGGUUGAUAAUGUCAAAAACCUCUCUAGGCAGAAAGAUCAUUUCUGCUAAAAUCACAAACUGGGUUGAACCUUCUUUUGAUGAUUUAUUUGGGAGUUCAGAUUUUGCUCCUGCUUCUCACACAACAAAGUCAUCAAGAGUAAGUAACAGAGGUGGAAAAAGUCAGGUGCAUACUAUUAGCAGCAGCUCAAAAUCUCAGGCAACAAAGCGAGCAAAAUAUUUUUCAGCAGAUGAGCCUAGUGACAAGUCCAGACUAAACCAUAGUGAGCCAUGGGUCGAUAAAUACAGACCAGAAACGCAGGUUGAACUUGCUGUUCACAAAAAGAAAAUUGAGGAAGUGGAAGCAUGGUUGAAGUUGCAUUCCUUAUCGAGACAACUAAAGCAGGGUGGUUCUCUUCUGUUACUGACUGGUCCUGCUGGUUCUGGAAAAACUGCUACUUUACGUGUAUUGUCUAAGGAACUAGGAAUUCAAGUGCAAGAAUGGGUGAACCCACUUUCCUCAGAGUUUCAGAAAGAUGACUUCAGGGAAGUGUUUGACACAGAAUCACAUUUUCGAAACUUUUCGAAUGAGUGUCAGACAACAGUUUUCCAAGAUUUUUUGCUUAGGGCAAAUAAAUACAAUAAGCUGCAGAUGCUGGGAGACACGCUGGAUACAGAUAAGAAACUUAUUCUCAUAGAAGAUCUGCCAAACCAGUUUUACAGAGAUCCGUCUUGUUUGCAUGACAUUUUAAGAAAGUUUGUGCGAUCAGGUAAAUGUCCACUCAUUUUCAUAAUCUCGGACAGUGUCAGUGGAAACAACAACCAGCGGUUACUAUUUCCCAAAGAUAUCCAGGAUGAUCUUGGCAUAGCUACUAUAAGCUUCAACCCUGUGGCUCCUACAAGUAUGAUGAAAGUUCUGAACCGAAUUGUUGCUCAGGAAAUGAGUAGGAAUAUGGGAAAAUUUCUGGCUCCCGAUAAGGAAUAUUUAGAGUUGCUGUGUACGGGGAGUUCUGGAGAUAUCCGUAGUGCAAUAAACAGCCUUCAGUUUUCACGUUUACAGGGAUAUUCAUUAGAGAAAAGAAUGUGGUGUAGCAAGAAAGAAAGAAAGAGUUCCCUCAAGGCAAGCUCGUCAUCUUCAAAAAGUAAAGCACAAGAAACAUCUGUAAAGUCAACAGGAGAGUCAGAAGUGUUUCAAGCCAUUGGUGGGAAAGAUUCUUCAUUAUUUAUUUUUCGAGCACUAGGAAAGAUACUGUAUUGCAAGCGAGAGCCACGUGAGGUAUGCAAGUCUCCCUGUUUGCCAGCAAGUCUUUCUGAGUAUGAACGAGACCCUCUACUUGUGAAUCCUGAGGAGGUAAUAGAAAAAUCUCAGGUGUCGGGGGAACUUUUUCAUCUGUACCUUCACCAGAAUUACUUGGAUUUCUUCACAGAGAUCGAUGAUGUUGUUCGAGCCAGUGACUAUCUGAGUACUUCUGAUUUUCUUACUGCAGAGUGGAGUUCUCGGUCUACAAUGAAGGAGUAUAGUGCUUCUGUAGCUGCCCGAGGACUCAUUUUUUCUAACACAGAUAGAGCACUUGCCAACAGUCAUUCACGAGUCGGUUUUAAGCCGUUGCAUAAACCACAGUGGCUCUCGGUAAACAAAAAGUAUCGUGAGAACUGUCUUGCUGCCAAGUGCCUUUUUUCAAAUUUCUGUUUACCCCCCGUAUGUCUUCAAACACAAUUGUUGCCGUAUCUUGCCUUGUUGACCAGUCCUAUGCAAAAUCCAGCUCAGAUUGCUUUCAUACAGGAUGUUGGCUGUCUUCCUUUGAAAAGAUACUCCACGAGGUUAAAAUUAGAAGCUCUAACAGACAAAGAUACAGGAACAAUUGAUGUGGAUAGUGAUGAUGAUUUUGCCACAUGCGAGUCUGAGAGAAGAUGCAAAAACACCAUGAUUAGUGAUGCACUAAGCAGAGAGUCUGAAACAGCACAUGUGCCUUUGCCUUCUAUUCCAGCCACUGAAAGUGACUUGCCAGGCAGUCAGCCACAGCCAACAGUUGCUCAAGCUGUAAUGGAAGAAGAAGAAAUUGUAAUAGAAGACUAUGAUAGUGACUAACGGUCAUCAGUAUACAGAUGGUGGAAGGCCAACAUUGUAAUAUGCCAAUGUGAAGAAGUGAAAGUUCACUUGUAAGUGGCAUUUGGACUGAAGAUUGAAUAUUAAUGUUGGAACAGUCAGUCAAGUAUGCACUUUUCAGAAUGGAAACGGCAGUUUCAUAUUCAUUCCAACUUUUAGGCCAUAACAGACACUUUUAAUUUACAAAAGUUAAAAAAAAAAUGUAAACAGCGUAUGUAUCUGAUAAAAAGUGGUAGUAACAUAACUGUUGAGCAUCAGUGUUUUUUUUCAUUUAUUUGAACCUGAAAUAAUUUAUUUCUUUUUUGUAUAGUUUUAACAGCUGUGCUGCCCUGAACUGCACACUUGAUGUUGUGAGUGACAAGAAUAUGCUAAAGAUAUGCUGUAGAAGCUCUGCUUGUAUUCUAUGCUGUAUUUAAGUGUUACCAUUGAACUGUAAUGCUACCCAUAAUCUUCCAGAUUUGAAGCAUGGUAUGUAUUCGUUUUUGGUAGGGGAAACUGAUCAAGAACAUUAACAGUGGUGAAAGUUUGCAUAAUAGCACUGAUUUAUUUAAGCUGUACAUAAAACAAAUGUUCAUUCUUUUUGUACAGUGUAUUUUAAUUACAGCAAUUUAUUUGGUAAUA
Protopterus annectens (West African lungfish) is the source of this 2909-nucleotide messenger RNA. RefSeq names its product RAD17 checkpoint clamp loader component (gene RAD17). Gene Ontology annotation, biological process: mitotic DNA replication checkpoint signaling; DNA damage checkpoint signaling; DNA repair. The record is from RefSeq and is a predicted model, not a curated record. The transcript is spliced from 17 exons. The coding region runs from base 213 to 2270 and encodes 685 amino acids. NCBI's taxonomy places the organism in Eukaryota, Metazoa, Chordata, Ceratodontiformes, Protopteridae. Gene Ontology annotation, cellular component: nucleus; Rad17 RFC-like complex. Gene Ontology annotation, molecular function: DNA clamp loader activity; chromatin binding.